Molecule: messenger RNA, 1220 nt
Organism: Lolium rigidum
Lineage: Eukaryota; Viridiplantae; Streptophyta; Magnoliopsida; Poales; Poaceae
Product: light-inducible protein CPRF2-like
Exons: 6
Coding region: 178-1089 (303 amino acids)
Biological process (GO): regulation of DNA-templated transcription
Molecular function (GO): DNA-binding transcription factor activity
Source: RefSeq, a predicted model, not a curated record
CGCCUCUGUCUCCCCAUCGUUCUCCUUGACUCCAAUUUCCAAUCUCCCGAAGAGCACUUCUCGAUAAUUCCGUUCUCUUCCCGUGUAAAUCUUGCUCCUUCUCGAGUAGUACUGCCACUAGGGCCCUAACUGCCACCGGCGACGGAGAAAGAGAUCAGCUUUUUAUUUAUUCCAAGAAUGGAGCGCGGCGGCGACGAUGUGGUGGAGGUGAGCUGUGCCCGCGCCAGCGGCGGUGGAGAUCCCGGGGAGUACGCCGCGGGGCUGAAGAGGAAGCUGGAACUGUACUGCGCCGCCGUGGCCAAGUCCAUGGAAGUUAAACCUCAAGAAUCUGCUUUGAGCUACCCCAGUUCACAAGCUUCAGAGGCUUCACAGUUGGUGUCUCAAGCUUCUUUUGAUGGUGAUGGUACUGUUGUUCAAGGCAAGCCAGCUAAUAGUUGUACAUCAAAGGAGCACUCAGAUGAUGAGGGUGAUCUUGAGGAAAAUACGGACCCUGCUAGCGCGAAGCGGGUGAAGAGGAUGCUGUCAAAUCGAGAAUCAGCCAGGAGGUCAAGGAAAAGAAAACAAGCUCAUCAGGACGAUAUUGAAUCAGAGGUUACACAGUUAAGAGUUGAGAAUGCAUCUUUGCUAAAGCGCCUGACUGACAUGACUCAGAAAUACAAGGAAUCUUCUCUUGACAACAGAAAUCUUACAGUUGAUAUUCAGACUAUGAGGAGAAAGGUGAAUAUAGCUGAAGAAGCUGUGAGGAGAGUAACUGGAACAAGCCUGCUGUUCUCCACUCCAUCAGACACGCCGGGAAUUAUUGUGCCCUUCUCUUCAUGUGUAUCAGAUGCAGCUUCUGCUGAUGCUGCUCCCACUGAACAGAGCAUGAGCCAUUUCCUCCAGGGUUUACUCGAAGACGAAUGGAUCAAGCCUGACUUCCAGGAGGCAGCAACUCCUUUGGCCAGUGGAGAAGAGAUGGCUUCAGUGCCAGGCUCUCUGCGGCGUGUCACGAGCCUGGAGAACCUACAGAAGAGGAUACAUGGAGACUCGGUACAUUAUGAGGCUGUGUCAACCUUCUCGGACCAUGAAAUCCCUGCCAAUGCUCAGUAACUGCCUUAUAAGUUAUAAUGCUCCAGUGACUGAGCUAAGUUUUGUUUGUAGAGCUUGUGGCAUCUGUGUAUAUCAGGAUGCUGAAUCUUGCAUACCAUCUUGAAGAUAAAUAAAUCCUCGUCUUCUGAUCC